This is a messenger RNA of Halichondria panicea, 1319 nucleotides long. Its product is annotated as zinc transporter ZIP13-like. Gene Ontology annotation, biological process: zinc ion transmembrane transport; intracellular zinc ion homeostasis. The record is from RefSeq and is a predicted model, not a curated record. Gene Ontology annotation, molecular function: zinc ion transmembrane transporter activity. The transcript has a single exon. Bases 67 to 1215 code for a protein of 382 amino acids. Gene Ontology annotation, cellular component: membrane. NCBI's taxonomy places the organism in Eukaryota, Metazoa, Porifera, Demospongiae, Suberitida, Halichondriidae.
UAGCAAAUAAACAACAUCUGGACAAUCAAUAAUAUCUCAUUGUGGUAAUACUGCGGAUUGGCAAUCAUGAAUAUCAUUAAAAGUACAUGCGUGGAAGUGAACAAAAGCUUUUGUUGCUAUGUACGUACAUGUAUCCUCCAUGGAAAAUGUAAAGUACAGUAUAUCUUAAAUAACAAGAUGGGAUGUGUCCUACUACUGCUGUGUUUGCUACUCUGUGCCGCAUCCCUCGCUGAAGCUCACAUUCAUUCACAGAAGGUCCAUGUCGAUAGAGACAGGCUUACAAUGAGCACAUGGUUGUACGCUUUGCUAUCAUCUGCUUUAGUGGGAGCCUGUGGCGUGUUCCCUGUGUUCCUGAACCGAUGGAUACAACUCGACUCUAGUUGCAAGGACAGUGUUGGAUUCAGAGCAAUUCUAUGCUUUGCAGUCGGUGGUUUGCUAGGCGAUGUGUUUCUACAUUUACUCCCCGAGGCCUGGUCGGACCCGAGCAAUCAGUACAUAGGCCUGUGGGUAAUGGCCGGAUUGCUGACGUUUCUAAUCGUGGAGAAGGUUGUCAAACAUACGGAGAUGACAAACAAACAGACUGAACUGGUGGAAACGGAUAAUUUAGUGUUGAACUCCAACUGCAGUAACAGUGUCAAUACUACUCACAACGGAACGUCGUUGAAACAGAACAAUAGUUUCAAAGAUUCACCUCCAAAACACAAGAACAUUACUAAAAUCUCUCAAGUGUUCGACAAAGAUAUUAGUGGAUACUUGAACCUUGUGGCUAAUUGUACAGACAAUUUCACUCAUGGUCUGGCCAUCGCCGCUAGCUACGUUGCAAGCCCAAUGGUCGGCCUCCUAACAACUGUUGCAAUACUCUGUCAUGAGAUUCCACACGAAAUUGGAGACUUUGCCAUUCUCAUCAACUCUGGUUUUAGUCUGAAAGAAGCAGCCAAGGCACAGAUGUUGACAGCUACUGGUGGUUUGUUUGGUGUUGUUGCUGGUCUUACGGCUGAAUAUCUGAGCAGUGUAUCGUCAUGGCUACUACCGUUCACAGCAGGAGGAUUUCUGUACAUAGCUCUGGUUUCCAUUACUCCAGAAAUAAUUGAAGUGAAAACAUUUAAACACCUCAUCUUGGACGCAUUAUCCCUGGGAGUGGGUGUAGUUGUUAUGGCUAUGGUGACCAUCGUGGAGAAAACAAGUUGUGACUAUGUUCCAUCUCAUUAUUUGUGAUAUAAUUCAACUGUUAUAUUUGUAUUCAACCUGAAUUUAUUUUUGUGUCAUUUAUUUUUGUGCAAUUUUAAAGUGAAAAAAUAUAUGUACAUACACUUCAUAAA